Molecule: messenger RNA, 1232 nt
Organism: Fusarium verticillioides 7600
Lineage: Eukaryota; Fungi; Ascomycota; Sordariomycetes; Hypocreales; Nectriaceae
Exons: 3
Coding region: 148-1065 (305 amino acids)
Source: RefSeq, a predicted model, not a curated record
UGAGCUCAACCUCAUCCCACAGCCUUCCUGGAGGCCUGAUACUCAUCUUUCUCAAAAUAAUAAGACAAUUCAGCCUUCUGCUGUCUCUCAACUAUCUCUUAUUUGAACACGAUAACCUUCUUGUUUUCCCAUCAUCAAUCAAUUUCAAUGCAUCACUCAGAAACUACACGAGUCGACCAGUCUCCUGAGGUCCCUUCAUGGCUGGAAUACCUCAACGAAAGAAUCGAGGAAGAGCGCGAUGAACUGUUCUCAGAAUCUCCAUCUUACGAGACUGUUAGGGAUCUGCUAGUCGCUUCUGAAGACGAUGACACCGCCAUAUCACGAGCGGUCACCAAGUUUUAUGAUCUCUAUAAGGCUGAAGCCGGUAAAGGUGCCAAAUGGGGAGAUCAUGGAGCUGGGGAGUAUCUCAACACAAUUUCAAUGAUUGCCUUUGAAGUCGCACCUAAGCUGUGGUAUACGAGCUGGCGGCAUCAAAGGAUCGCAGAGUUUCUGAUUGCGAUCAAAGACGGAGCAGCAGAGAAGUAUAGUGAGGAGGAUCCCCAAUUUGUCUGGAUCGGUUGGGGCCUUUCAGCUGCAGCCAGCGAGUGCUGGAAUGCUGGUCACGUUGAUCAUUACACGGCAAAGAACUCAAAAGAGCCCCAAGAAAUAUGGGCAGGAGAAUGGUUCAGUACCAACAGCUUAAUCUCCAAACUCUUCCAAGCAGGCUGUCUAGAAGACUAUGGAUAUCUCUGGGUCUCAAAAGACUUAGAAAAGACGUUUGGAAUAAGCACCUCAGGCGACGUAAAGACAAAUGCAGGCCGUCAAGCCCAGGUUCUUGCCGCAGUGAACCACAUACUCCUCGCUGGGGAGGUAUUCGUGGAGGGUGCUAAGAAUCCUUUGCCGAAAUGGAAGUUUGAGCUUAAUGCUACAAAGUGGAAGCUUUGGGCGUCAAAUAUUAAGGAGGUUGCGGAGGCGGUGGAUGAGAAUGCAAGAUGGGAUCUGAAAGAGAGGGCGCAGAAGGCGUAUGAGAAGAUGGUUGAGCUGUAUCCAGAGGCUUUCUCAUCGAAUGACAACAAUGGAAAAUAACAGUCACGCUGAAGUACACUGUAUAGUUUUAGAUCGCUGUGAUCAUUCACUUGAAAAAAUCUAGUAGCUGGACUUUGCUGGCAUGAGUACAAUCUCAUAUCCACGCCGCUUCUUGAGUUACCCCGCUUCCACGCCGUCGGCAUGAUGAGUUCCACCACCAAGCCUGC